Molecule: messenger RNA, 2108 nt
Organism: Brachypodium distachyon (stiff brome)
Lineage: Eukaryota; Viridiplantae; Streptophyta; Magnoliopsida; Poales; Poaceae
Exons: 6
Coding region: 19-1788 (589 amino acids)
Source: RefSeq, a predicted model, not a curated record
ACUCCAGCCCGCCCGAUCAUGGGAAGCCAGUUCAAAAUAUUUCGAACUCAUUCCCAACGGCAACUCAUAUCCGCCAGUUCCUUCAAUCCAACACCACCUGCUCUUCCGCAUCUCCUCCAUUUCCUUCUCCACCAGAGGCUGCCCGCCCCUCGAUCUCCCCCUCCCGCAACCAUGGAUCCCCACCCCACUCCCUUCCGAGCGAAGCGGCGGUCGGUUGCCGCGCCGGCAAAGAUGGCGGCGCCGAAGCCCAAGUCGAUCGCCACCGCACGCGGGAAGAUGGCCAAUAAGUCGCCGACCGGCAACGUCGUCUCUGCGGGGACCGCUCCCCAGCCAAGGCCACGGCGCGCGUUCGGCACCGUCCGGAGCAGCAACUCCCUGUCUGACAAGCCCCCGCCACCGCCGCUGAAGCCUUCAAAGUUGUCGCCCCCGCUUCCACUGAAGGCCCCCAAGGUGUCACCGCCGCCGCCGCAGAAGUCUUCAAAGGUGUCGCCACCACCUCUGCAGAAGUCUUUGAAGCUGUCUCCGCCGAACCCAAUCAGGGCACCUAGGACUUCUCGUCCUGCAGCAAAGCCCCUGAAGAAAGCUUGCCCAGGCCCGGAUCUGAAGGCGCAGGCCAAGAAGAAGAGCCAGAGAGUGAGCUUUCAGGAUGACGCGGCAGUGGUGGCGGUACCCAGAAGCAGAGAGAAGGUCGAAGCUUCUGCCGAAGACGCUGUUGGGCACACGCCGAUGGUGUCUGUGAAAGCCCUGGAGAAGAAACCAGUGAAGGUUGUGGCUGCAGAAACGCCGUUCUUUAGCGCUCAGAAUUGCAGCAGUUGUACGCUUGACCAGCUCGAGUCCGCUGAAUACUGGCUGGCGCAGAUCCGUUUGGCCGAAUCUGUUGGCAAACACAGUGUCUCUGCUGUAUUCUUUCGCCUUGCAUUUGAGUGUCAAGCUCAGCCAUUUCACAGGAUCCAAAGUGAGCUCAGGAAUUACACAGUGCGCCAUCAGAGUGCUAGCACUUUGACCCCUUUAUUCCAUGAGCUCCUACUUGCCCAUGGCAUGCUAGUUAAUCAGCCCAAGUUUGACACUGAUGGUUCGGAGAAGGUGGAUACACUUAUAACUACAAAUACAGUUGGCAAUAAGCUUGAUGCUACCACACUAGAACAUGAAUGCUCGGAAUGCGAUUGUGGCGGUGAUCGUGUUGAUGUGAGGGAAGUCAAUGUUGUCAAACAGGGAGAGAAGGGGAUGGACCAACCAAGCUUUGAGAGAAAACUAGAAGGAAGUUUUGAAUUUGAUGAUUGUGAGGCUGUCAUUGUGGACCAGCUACUGCAAGAACAUUCUGAUGUGGCGAAGAAUGAAGGUGCGGAAGUUCCUCACGGUAGUGAAAUAAUGUUGUCAGCACGUUGCUCCAUCGAUAAAUUGAGCCUGAAAGUAUCCCCAGUAGCACGGGUAUCAUCUGAAAGACGGCUCUCCUCAGAUAAAUUUUCCCCGCCUGCGCGGAGCUUAUCUGCAAAGCGCUUAUCUUCCGGUAGCCCUUUUGAUAACAAGUCCCUGUUUGGUAGUUGCUCAGUGAAGAGGUUGACAUCUAGUUGCCCUUCUUAUAAGAAGUCCUCCACUAAAGGCUUGUCUUCAAAGAGGAUGUCGUCUGGUCACUCUGGUGUCUGUUCUGACAAGGAAAAUAAUUCUCCUGCUGGAGCUGUUGAUUCUAGCAAAGUGACUCAGAAGGGGGAACCUAUGUGCCAUGCUUCAGUUGACCCGCUCAAAUUGAAAGAGCAUGGGGACUAUGCUGACAUUGAUGAGAUCCAUUAGGUGCUGGAGCUGGAGUCAAUGAUGUUAGCUAGUUUGAAUUGUACGGGUGCUGUGUAUGAUGUCAAUUAGUUUGGAUCUCCAAUGACAUGCUGCUUAGGUUGGUUUGCUUUUGUGAGCAAAGAUCAUCGUUCUCGGACGAUCUUUGUGGGUUUGACAGGUUUCUAUUCCGGAUGCUUGCUUAGCAUAAUGGCAUGAGGGUGCGGUCUUAUUGGUUGAUAAGGAAUCAAUCAAACCUUUGUACCUACAACUUUAUGAAUACUAUGCGGAUGUAUCACCAAAUUAUUCAUGUCGAUUGAUGGAAGUGACCUGCCGUUUUCUCA